Messenger RNA from Closterium sp. Naga37s-1, 1437 nucleotides. The record is from the annotation of a GenBank genome assembly. NCBI's taxonomy places the organism in Eukaryota, Viridiplantae, Streptophyta, Zygnematophyceae, Desmidiales, Closteriaceae.
AUGGGCGACUUCCUGCGAUCCGUCUGGCUCGCCGAGGAGUUGCACAUGCUCGCCGCCGCGCACGCCACCGGCGGCGGCGAUCCGCGCGCGCGCGACAAGGCCGGGGGGCUGCUGCGCGCGCGCUCGCUGCGGCGACAGAAGUCCACCGCGGCGCUUCCGCGCGCGCUGACUGCGCGGACCGUGGAGGAAGUGUGGAAAGACAUUCAGGCGGAACUAGCGGGGGAGGGGGAAGCAGCGGAGGGGGGGGGAACGGGGAGAGCCGGAGAAUGGGGAGGAGGCAAGUUGCGGGGUGGGCAGCAGUGCGCGGAGAGAGGGGGAGGGGGGAGCCGCGGGCGGGGACAGGGGGGGAGUUGGGGGGGCAACAGCGGGGCGGGGGGAAAGGCGGAGGUGGGGAAGAAUGGGGACAAGCAGGGGGGCAGGGCGGGCGGGUGGGGAGCGGGGGAGCGAAUGGCCGCAGUUCUUAGGUUGCACAUGAUUCCGGGUGGGUCAGUGAAGGAGCGGGCAGCACUGUACAUGAUCAAGGCGGCAGAGGCGAGUGGCGAGUUGAGGGAGGGCGGGGUGAUCGUGGAGGGCACGGCGGGCAACGCGGGCAUCGGGAUGGCGCUGGUGCCCAAUGCACGUGGGUACAAGACCGUCAUCGUCAUUCCCGAGACGCAGAGCCAGGAGAAGAAGGACAUGCUGCGCAUUGCGGGGGCCACGCUGGUAGAGGUGCCAGCAGUGCCGUACAAGAACCCCAACAACUACGUCAAGUACUCGGGCAGGCUCGCUCAAGCCAUUGCCAAGACACAUCCAGGCGGUGCCAUAUGGGGCAACCAGUUUGACAACACAGCCAAUCGCCAGGCGCACUACGAGACAACGGGGCCGGAGAUCUGGACGGAGGGGCGAGUGGACGCGUUCAUCUGCGCCAUUGGCACGGGGGGCACGCUCGCUGGCACCGGCAAGUACCUGAAGGAGCGCAAGGCGGGGGUGCGCGUGGGCAUGGUGGACCCAAUGGGCGCCGCCAUGUUCAGCUACUACAACAACGGCACGCUUGAGGCCCACGGCUCCUCCAUAUCAGAGGGCAUAGGGCAGGGGCGCAUCACAGGCAACCUGCAGGGGUGGGGGCUUCCGGAGAGAGAAGGGGGAUGCGUUGACUUCUGCUGCCAGGUGGAGGACGCGGAGGCGCUGCCAGUGGUGUACGACCUGCUGCGCUACGAGGGGCUGUGUGUGGGGCUGUCAUCGGGCAUCAACGUGGCGGGCGCCAUGCGCCUGGCGCGCGCCAUGGGGCCGGGCCACACCAUCGUGACGGUGCUGUGUGACCUGGGCACGCGCUACCAGGGCCGCCUCUUCAACCCGCCCUUCCUCACCGCCAAGGGGCUGCCGCUCCCCGCCUGGAUGGACAGCGAUGCCGAUACUGCUGUGGCCGUGCCUCAGGUGCUCCAAGAGGUGGACUCGUGA